AAGAACUCAAUAAUUAGCCUACACAGUUUGUCAAAAGAAUGAACCCACCAACUUUAAGUGACUGGCAAAACAAAGACAUUGUGCCUUAAGCGGGCCCUGCAGCCAGUCGCCACCAGGGGCCAUCAAAAUGAACUGAUAAUAGAUCUGAGGUUCAACAAAAUCAAGGAUUUACAACCGGGUUCCUUCAGACGAUUAAAAAACCUCAACACCCUGUAAGUCUUUGUCCUCACUCUGAAUGCGCGAAUGUUAACUUUUGGAGAUAUAUAGUAGAACUUGUUUUUUGGUAAGAGUGUUUGUUUCCUAAAUACUGUUUAAUAAUAAUAAUGACUUGUUGGACAGAAAAUUAAAUGCCUUAAGAAAACUACUAUAAAAAAUGAAUCACCAGUCUCCUUAAAACAGCACUCUACACAAUGAUUGUUACUUCCCUAGAAAGUCCUGUUUGAUUCACACACAGGCAAAUUCUUGCUCUGUCCUGCUGUGGUUUCACACAUGUAGGUCAGCCCGUAAUCUGUGAAGAAUUUAUUUUUCCACUUCCACCCAGAGGGCUAUUUAUCAUAUGUCCAACCUGCUAGAUGGUGCGUUGCUAAGCUAAUAAAGCAGAAUUUUUCAUUGGCAACACAUUAGCAACCUUCCUGAAAUUCUACAGCUUACACUAUGUAGCUAUAUCAGCAACUUGAUAUGGUCACAGUUCACUGUUCUGCUAACUGCAAGAAUAAAUCAAACACACCUCACGGAAUUCAAAUAUUUGCAAACAUUAUUGAGAUGCUUCCUCAUCCAUCCAUGCGUGCUGAGGAGUAAGGUCAAAAUAUGCAAAAAACAGACUAACCACAUUUUAAAAAAUUACGCUAAAAGUGAAGAUAUGUAGAUCCAUAUAUAUAGAUAUAUAUAUCCAUGAUAGUUAUUAAAGAUGAGAAUAUGUGCAGGUCACAGACAUAACAGCUCAGAUUUAGUUUCAAAGUGAAGAAAAGUCCCUUUCAGGCAGGAGCCUUAAGCCCAGCUUAGCCAGCCAUGCAAACUGUAGAGUGCUUUAUAUCCUGAACAGCUCUCCAUGGUUUCAGGCUGCAAUUCCACAGACUGAACAAUAACACAUCCUAAAGUCUAUCAGUCUUCGGACUCCAGUGACAUGUCCAAUAUUACUGUUGUACAGACAGAAGUAUGUCUGUAAUGUCUGUUAAAGGGGAGAGCCUUUUGUGUUCUCUCAAGUGUCACUCUGUAGAUUUUAAAUCACAACCCUUGUGAAAUCAGACUGCAGAACAAAGUGAGUACUGCAUCUUGUCUUGACAUAGGCAUGACAUAUUCUACUUAGAAUUAGCCAAACUUACUGUCCAUCCUAUUUUAACCAGAAAAUAACAUGUUUUCUUUUCUUUACAGCCUCCUCAACAACAAUCAUAUACGAAGGAUCCCCAGGGGGGCAUUUGAAGACUUGGAAAACCUCAAAUAUCUCUAUUUGUACAAGAAUGAAAUCCAAUCAAUUGACAGACAAGCAUUUAAGGGGCUUGUCUCUCUUGAGCAACUGUACCUGCACUUCAACAACAUUGAGUCUUUGGAACCAGAAUCAUUCACUCACCUACCAAAGCUGGAACGACUGUUUUUGCACAACAACAGAAUCACCCAGCUAAUCCCGGGAACCUUCUCUCAUCUUCAGGCGAUGAAGCGAUUGCGACUGGAUUCCAAUGCAUUAAACUGUGACUGUGAGCUGCUGUGGCUGGCAGACCUGCUGAAACAGUAUGCUGAGUCGGGCAAUGCCCAGGCUGCUGCCACCUGCGACUACCCCAGCCGCCUGCAGGGCAGAUCGGUGGCAACUCUCACAGCUGAGGAGCUUAACUGUGAGGUACCCAGGAUCACCUCAGAGCCCCAGGAUGUUGAUGUUACAUCAGGGAACACUGUCUACUUCACCUGUAGGGCUGAAGGCAACCCUAAACCACAGAUCAUCUGGCUCAGGAACAACAAUGCCCUAAACAUGCGUGAUGACACUCGUCUGAACCUGCUGGAAGAUGGGACACUGAUGAUCCAGGACACCAGGGAGACAGACCAGGGAGUCUAUCAAUGCAUGGCCAAAAACGUGGCCGGGGAGGUCAAGACUUCACAGGUCACACUGCGGUAUUUUGGAGCUCCCUCACGGCCGAGUUUUGUGAUCCAGCCCCAGAACACUGAGGUGCUGGUGGGAGAGAGUGUGACCCUGGAGUGCAGUGCCACAGGCCAACCGCAGCCCCGGGUUUCCUGGACAAAGGGUGAUCGGACACCCCUGCCCAACGACGCUCGCAUUAACAUCACCCCAUCCGGAGGGCUUUAUAUACAGAAUGUGGUCCAGGCUGAUGGGGGACAGUAUACCUGUUUUGCCUCCAAUAAUGUUGAUACCAUACACGCUACAGCGUAUAUCAUCGUACAAGCGAUCCCCCAGUUCACCGUCACGCCAGAGGACCAAUCAGUCCUGGAGGGUCACACCGUGGACUUUCCCUGUGAGGCUAGUGGUUACCCUCAGCCGGUGAUUGCCUGGACACGUGGGGGCAGUCCUUUACCCCUAGACCGCCGUCACAUGGUCCUGUCUUCCGGUACUCUCCGCAUCACUCGGGUGGCAGCCCAUGACGAGGGCCAGUAUGAGUGCCAGGCGGUCAGCCCUGUGGGGACUGUGCGCACCGCUGUGCAGCUCCGCAUCCAGCAGAGAGUAACGCCUGUUUUCACAAAUGCUCCAAGGGACCUGACGGUGGAGUCUGGCCAGGAUGUCCAGAUUCCCUGCAGUGCUCAGGGCCAGCCACAACCUGUCCUCACCUGGAACAAGGAUGGUGUACAGGUGACAGAGAGUGGCAAGUUUCACAUCAGCCCUGAAGGUUAUCUGGAAGUGAAGGACGUGGGCACAGCUGAUGGUGGACGCUACGAGUGUGUCGCCCGCAAUCCCAUCGGCUACCAGGUGGCUAGCAUGGUGCUCACUGUCACAGUUCCUGCAGUCAGCAGAGAGGGGGACACCUUUGUGAGCACAUCCAUAGAGCAGGCCAUCCGUAAUGUGGAUAGUGCUAUUGAGUCAACAAGGAGACGUCUCUUUGAUGGUCAGCCUCGUACCCCAGGAGAAUUGCUAGCUCUUUUCCGGUAUCCACGUGACCCCUACACAGUGGAGCAGGCACGUGCCGGGGAGAUCUUUGAGCAGACUCUUCUGCUCAUCCAGAACCACGUCAACCAGGGUCUCAUGGUCGACACCAACGGCACCGCAUUUCGUUACAACGACCUGGUGUCCCCUCGCUUUCUGGAGGUGAUUGCCAACCUGUCUGGUUGCACAGCCCACCGCCGCUUCAACAACUGCUCUGACAUUUGCUUCCACCAGAAGUACCGCAGCCACGACGGGACCUGCAACAACCUGCAGCACCCUAUGUGGGGCGCCUCACUCACUGCUUUCGAACGACUCCUGAAGUCAGUCUAUGAUAACGGAUUUAACCUGCCCAGAGGUGCUACUGAGCGGCUGCAUAAUGGAUACAGGUUGCCUCUGCCGAGGUUGGUGUCCACCACCAUGAUUGGAACAGAGACCAUCACUCCUGAUGACCGCUACACUCACAUGCUGAUGCAGUGGGGUCAGUUCCUAGACCACGACUUGGACUCGACAGUGGCGGCCCUUAGCCAGUCACGCUUCUCUGACGGCCAGCUGUGUGCUCAGGUCUGCACCAAUGACCCGCCAUGCUUCCCAAUCCAGUUCCCACCCAAUGACCCACGGCAGCUGCGAAGUGGCGCCCGCUGCAUGUUCUUUGUCAGAUCUAGCCCUGUGUGCGGCAGUGGGAUGACAUCUCUUCUCAUGAACAGUGUAUAUCCAAGAGAGCAAAUCAAUCAGCUGACCUCUUACAUCGAUGCUUCAAAUGUGUACGGCAGCUCGCGGCAUGAAUCUGAGGAAAUCCGAGAUUUGGCCAGCCAGAGGGGUCUUCUCCGCCAAGGUAUCAUCCAACGAACAGGGAAGCCACUUUUGCCAUUUGCUACCGGACCACCCACUGAGUGCAUGAGGGAUGAAAACGAGAGUCCAAUUCCAUGUUUCUUAGCUGGAGACCACCGUGCCAAUGAGCAGCUUGGUCUGACCGCCAUGCACACGGUGUGGUUCAGGGAACACAACCGCAUAGCUGCAGAGCUACUGAGACUAAACCCCCACUGGGACGGGGACACCAUCUACCAUGAGGCCAGGAAGAUAGUGGGGGCCCAGAUGCAGCACAUCACAUACAGUCACUGGUUGCCAAAGAUCCUGGGUGAGGCAGGCAUAAAGAUGAUGGGGCCAUACACUGGUUACGACCCCAAUAUUAACGCAGGCAUCGUCAGUGCUUUUGCCACUGCUGCCUUCCGCUUCGGGCACACCCUCAUCAACCCAAUACUCUACAGGUUAGACGAGAACUUUCAGCCCAUCCCCCAAGGACAUAUCUCUCUGCACCGGGCCUUCUUUUCCCCGUUCCGCAUCGUGAAUGAGGGUGGCAUUGAUCCACUCCUUCGUGGGCUAUUUGGCGUGGCUGGUAAAAUGCGGGUUACCACACAGCUGCUGAAUACGGAGCUGACAGAGCGGUUGUUCUCCAUGGCCCACGCUGUGGCUCUGGACCUAGCUGCCAUGAAUAUACAGAGAGGAAGAGAUCAUGGCAUACCACCGUAUAAUGAUUACAGGACCUUCUGUAACCUGACCUCGGCUCAGACGUUUGAUGAUUUGAGGAAUGAAAUUAAGAAUCCUAAUGUCAGAGAGAAACUUCAGAGGCUGUAUGGCAUUCCUCUGAACAUCGACCUGUUCCCUGCACUGAUGGCUGAAGACCUGGUCCCUGGCAGUAGACUGGGGCCCACCCUCAUGUGUCUGCUGGCAGCUCAGUUCAAACGCCUGCGGGAUGGAGACAGGUUCUGGUAUGAAAACCCCGGCGUGUUCACUCCUUCUCAGCUGACCCAGCUGAAGCAGGCCUCUCUGACACGGGUGCUGUGUGAUAACGGCGACAACAUCACACGCGUCCAGCAGGAUGUCUUCAGGGUGGCUGAGCUGCCCCAUGGUUACAGCAGCUGUGACGACAUCCCUCAGAUCGACCUGCGCAUGUGGCAGGACUGCUGUGAAGACUGCAGAACCAAGGGUCAGUUCAACGCCCUGUCAUACCACUUUAGAGGACGCAGAUCAGCUGAACACAGCUACACAGAGGAUAGACCUGCCAACAGCAUCCAGGAGAACAGCCCAGGGGCAGAAGCUGUAGAAAGUCUUGUAAAUGUUACUUUGACCUCCAAAAAAAGCACUGAACCCUCAAUCAACGACUUCCAGGACUUUGUCUCCGACAUGCAGAAGACAAUCACAAGUUUACGAAAGCAGAUUAAAAGACUUGAGACCCGUCUGAGCAAGACAGACUGCACUGAUAGUGAGGGACAUGAGCGAACAGACGGGGAACGGUGGAAAAAGGACUCCUGCACCAUAUGUGAAUGCAGAGAUGCCCAGGUGACUUGCUUUGUGGAGUCUUGUCCACCAGUCAAGUGCAAACGGCCCGUCAAGCUAAAAGGCACCUGCUGCCCGGUGUGCCUCGAACAGGCAGAUGUUGAGAAGCGGAAAAAAGCAGACACCCACCAUGAGUAACCCUCAGGACCCCCAGACAAACACACUCUAGGGGAUGAAAGUCAUACGCUCACACACAGACAUCCAGAGAGAGGAUGAGACUCAUGAAGGUGUGCUCACGCACAGCCACCAAUAGCCUCGAUAGACCCAAUAGCCUCAGUUUUUGUUUUUGUUUCAUUUUGUAUUCCUUUGUGUUGAUCAGGGGAGGGGGGUAAUGUUCUUUUCUUUUUGGAUUGUUGCCCCCUCCAGGGCCAGCAGCCUGAGGCUCGGUUUGAAAUCCUCUGGGAACCAGCCAGCGAUCACUAAAUGGAUUUAUUUCUGAAUCGACGGGUGGAUGGAUGGAUGAAUGGGUGGAUUGUAAACAAGAGGGACAAACCUCUUCUAUUUGCUCGGAGUCCACUGAGGCUUCUGAAAUGUAACAAACAGCUUCUGUGUUUGCUCGCCCAACACUUGGUGACAAAACGCAGGGCCACUUGCCGCCGACAAGCAGGAAAGGGAAGUAGAUUGAAAGACAGCAUCCAUUUUGUUUUCUCACAAACGUUUCUCAGGUUAGAGAUGCCAAACUGGUGCUAUUUCCCCCUUUUUUAUUAAUGAAUUAAUCACUAAAUACGAACCUUCAAAGUAUUGUCAUUUGUAUGCAAAGCAUCCUAUAUACACUCAGUAUAUGCCUUUUUAUGAUAAAUCACAGUCGAGAGGAUGGUUUUAUUCAAUUUUUCACUUAAAGACUUUUUAUGAAUAAAUUUCAGACUUCAUCUUUUAAUCCAAGGUGCUUUAUAUCAUGCUAUAAAUAUGUAUUUUUCCUCCCGUUUUGUACAAAAAUGCUUACAUAUGAAGAUAAUGUGAAGCCCUACGAAAAUGUUUGUAAUGCAAAAGAGAUGUCUACUGAUUACUGCUCCUCUAUCCAUGGACAGCAUGUUAACUUGCUUAUUGUCUCUGCUGGCCUGUCCUGAACUUGAGUGAGGUGGAGCCGCGUAGCGCUCCCCAUUGCAGGACACUCAAACCAGCUCUUGCACUGAGGUGCUCCUUUCCAAGUUUUAUUUUGCUUUCAGAAAGCAGUGAAAAUCAAUUUAUACCACUGUAAUGUUGUGAACAUUGUCCCAGUAUUUUCCUCAGUCCUCUAAAGCCAAAUGUAUGAUUUAGUAACUUCUAAAAAUGACAUGGAUAGCACAUGUAUGUUUGAAUGUUGCAAUGAGGUCAGGAUUUAGCCUUUGGUACUGCUUGCCCUACCACAGCAGUAUUCCUCUUCUGGUCUGCUCACAGAAUUUUUUUAUUCAUGUAUAAUCUUUAGUCCACAGACUACACACAAUUGAAAGACUGUCGUCAUAACUGUUGACUGCUCUUCCCUGCAGCUUUCUAGCUCCAGUUUAGACAAGGAAACGCGUGCAUGCAUUCCUUUGUCAAACAUCCACUUUGACUCCACCUUCUUGUUUGCUCAUGUGUGUUCAGUGUUUGGAUAUUACCCCCUGUGAGGACCGACUUCAGUGUUGAUAUAGGUUAGGAAUGCUCGCCAUGCACACAUUUCUAUGCCAUGUUAAAGAUUGUGAGACCGGGGUGACGUCUUUCAGCAGAGCAUGUGUGGAGCGCAGGCUUCUCUAGCCCUCUGACCCUCAUUCCACUAUAAUGGAAGCCAUAUGAGAGGGGAAGCAAGGGUAAUGCUGGGGGAUGGGUGCUGAUGAUUGGGAUACAGUGUCAAUCAAGAAGUCUCCACCAUCUUGUUUUUCUCAGACAAAUUUAUUCCAUUGACUCCUGUCAGCUGGCCUUACACGUGUACUGUACAGAGACAGAUGCCACUCAUUGUGCCCCUUGCACUGGCUCAGUUAGUGUAACACAAGUCACGUUUUUGCUUUCCUGUUUUGCUUUUCUCCUAAUUAUGGUGAAGAGGCUACAGCUGCAGUGUCCCUUUCCAUUGUUUUCUUUAUGUGGUAACAUCCUGAGCAUGCAUCUGUCACUAAACAGAAAUAAUACUCUCCGGAAUGUUCCGUUCAGGAUUCCAGAUGGAUUACGAGGCUGGCAGUCGCACUGGUAAAUUGGUAUCAUAUCAUAUGUUUAAUUAUACUGGACAGGUUUGUACGUCAAACUGUGUGUUUACAGUUGUGUAUUUCUCUCCCCAGUAUUUUCUGUUUGUGGCUCCUCCAACAAUACCCGUAUGUACACACCCUCUCCACGUGUGUAUGUGUUACCGAAUUUAGUGUUUUGAUAUGUUUUCAUAAACUUUGUGUGUGAAUGAUGUGUGUAUCUCUGUGUCAUUUACAGGCCAAAUGCAUUUUGGCGUCCCAAAGUUUGGCUGUCAAAGCACUGUGAGCUCUCUUUGUUACCAAUGUUCAUAUACAUAUUAGUUCAUUUUUAUUUUCCAUUUUCAUCAUAGAUCCCUCUCCUUUUAGUUUCACCCCAUAAUAUCAAUGGCAAUGGAAUGCACUACUCUGCAAUACUGAACAUGCUUUACCUACACUGUCCCGUAACCAGUGGUCAAUGUGGAUAUAAUAGUACCUAUCAUGACAUUUGUAUUGUACGUUUGCCAAAGAAUGGUUUGCACUGUAAUGUAUGCCUCUUGACAGUAAUAAUAAAUAAAUAAAUAAAUAAAUAAGCCACAUUUGGAUUACAGUCA
Molecule: messenger RNA, 8138 nt
Organism: Micropterus dolomieu (smallmouth bass)
Lineage: Eukaryota; Metazoa; Chordata; Actinopteri; Centrarchiformes; Centrarchidae
Product: peroxidasin
Exons: 23
Coding region: 1352-5554 (1400 amino acids)
Biological process (GO): response to oxidative stress
Molecular function (GO): heme binding; peroxidase activity; protein binding
Source: RefSeq, a predicted model, not a curated record